Molecule: messenger RNA, 1608 nt
Organism: Arabidopsis thaliana (thale cress)
Lineage: Eukaryota; Viridiplantae; Streptophyta; Magnoliopsida; Brassicales; Brassicaceae
Gene: APS2
Product: ADP-glucose pyrophosphorylase small subunit 2
Exons: 8
Coding region: 144-1574 (476 amino acids)
Biological process (GO): glycogen biosynthetic process
Cellular component (GO): chloroplast
Molecular function (GO): glucose-1-phosphate adenylyltransferase activity
Source: RefSeq, marked reviewed
CUAAAAUAUGUCUGGAACAGAAAAUGUCGGACGAUUUUCACCAUCACACGUUUCAAUCUCGAAAACAAAAACGAGCACUUUAUCUCCUCAAAUCUCAAACCCAAUUUUCUUGUUUCUUGAAUCAUCUCUGCUCAUAAUCGAAAAUGCAGAUUUCUUCUUCUUCUUUUAUUACCAAAUUUACCAAUCUCCAUAUGGUAAGAUCGACUAGUGAUCAUCAUCAAUGGAGACAUAACUAUAACUUGAAGCAGCUUUUCAUUCCAAACCUCUCUGUUUCAAACUCUCAGCACCUUCCUUUGAACCAGAGUGUUGCGGCCAUUGUGUUCGGAGGAGGAUCAGAUUCUGAGCUUUAUCCACUUACCAAAACAAGAUCCAAAGGAGCAAUCCCUAUUGCAGCAAACUAUAGACUUAUUGAUGCAGUCAUCAGUAAUUGCAUCAACAGUGGCAUCACCAAGAUCUAUGCAAUCACUCAGUUUAAUUCCACUUCUCUCAAUUCACAUCUCUCCAAAGCUUACAGUGGAUUUGGACUCGGAAAAGACAGAUUCGUUGAAGUCAUUGCCGCUUAUCAGAGCCUAGAAGAUCAAGGAUGGUUUCAGGGAACUGCUGAUGCGAUAAGAAGAUGCUUGUGGGUAUUUGAAGAGUUUCCAGUUACAGAGUUCUUGGUUCUUCCUGGGCAUCAUCUAUACAAAAUGGAUUAUAAGAUGCUAAUCGAAGAUCAUAGAAGAAGCAGAGCGGAUAUAACCAUUGUUGGACUAAGCUCUGUUACAGACCAUGACUUUGGUUUCGGUUUCAUGGAAGUUGAUUCCACAAAUGCUGUCACUAGAUUCACUAUCAAGGGUCAACAAGAUUUAAUCUCUGUGGCGAACAGAACAGCGACAAGAAGUGAUGGAACGUCUUCUUGCUCUGUCCCAAGCGCAGGAAUUUACGUGAUCGGUCGAGAACAGAUGGUGAAGCUUCUGAGAGAAUGUUUAAUAAAAUCGAAAGACUUGGCCAGCGAAAUCAUUCCUGGUGCGAUCUCUGAAGGAAUGAAGGUGAAAGCUCAUAUGUUUGAUGGAUAUUGGGAAGAUGUGAGGAGCAUUGGAGCUUACUAUAGAGCUAACAUGGAGAGUAUUAAGAGUUACAGAUUCUACGACAGACAAUGUCCUCUGUACACAAUGCCUCGGUGUUUGCCUCCAAGCUCCAUGAGUGUAGCUGUAAUAACCAACAGUAUUAUCGGAGACGGGUGCAUUCUAGAUAAAUGUGUCAUCAGAGGAUCGGUGGUUGGAAUGAGAACAAGAAUCGCUGAUGAAGUGAUUGUAGAGGAUUCGAUCAUUGUCGGUUCUGAUAUUUAUGAGAUGGAAGAAGAUGUGAGAAGAAAAGGGAAGGAGAAGAAGAUAGAGAUUCGAAUAGGGAUCGGUGAAAAGAGUCGAAUAAGACGAGCCAUUGUUGAUAAAAAUGCCAGGAUUGGUAAAAACGUUAUGAUAAUCAACAGAGACAAUGUUGAAGAAGGAAACCGAGAAGCUCAAGGAUACGUAAUAAGAGAAGGAAUCAUUAUCAUACUUCGAAACGCAGUGAUCCCGAACGACUCCAUCCUCUGAUUUUUUUCCUAUUUUACAAAAUCCAUCAUUUUUC